AUGUCAAAGGAUAAUAAGCAAUUAAACUAUCGGAGAAUUGAGAUUGGCGAGGACAUUGUGCUUCCUGGAAUACCUCGCCGCCCAAUAAUAGACAAAAUCAGAGAUACAUUGAGACUAAUUGAAAACUCCCUCUUGAACGAUGACAUUUUUGGGAUUCAGUUGGAACUUCAAAAGCCGCCAGGCGCUUCUUUCCCUGGUAAAGAUAUGCUUGAUGCUAGAAGGUUUCUAAUGGUUGUAAAAGUCUUGAAAAUUGUGUAUUUCAACUUGACAUCUCACCAAACUAUUACCAAACGAGAUUUGUAUUACCAAGAUGUUGACUUGUUUGAGAGAAAGCAACGUAAUAGUGAUACUUUUAUAGAUAUAUUAUCCUACAGCCUUAAUACGCCCUCACAUAAGCUAGGCAUUAUUGCUGCCCAAAAAGGACUUGUUUUUGGUGAGAUUACAAUACUAUACGAUGAUGAUAAAGAAAUCAUCAUUGAAAGAUCUAAAGGGGCUACAUUAAUCCCACCAAUGAUUGGUUUUUUUUCUUUAAAAGUGGGAUACAAUGUGAAAUAUAUAUUAAUUGUUGAGAAGGAGGCAAUUUUUCAAAGACUUUGCUCAAGGAUGGGCCCAGAAUGUUUGUUAAUUACCGGCAAGGGAUAUCCUGAUCGUCUUACUGUCUCAUUUACAAAUAAACUUGGACGGUUUACGUCAUUGCCAGUAUUUGGAAUCGCAGAUAGUGAUCCAUAUGGUAUUAAUAUCCUUCUCCAGUAUAAAUUUGGCCAUCAAAAUUUAUACGAACAAGUAACACAGGUAUCGUUAUUGCCAAAAUUAGAAGAUACUCCAACCCGUAAUCAUUUUACAGCUAAAAACCGCGUGGAUCAUUGUGUUAAUUUACAGUAUCUUGGCGUUUUCAUUUGUGAGUAUACUCGGGGGUGGUUAGAUCUAAGCUCCAGAGACUUUGUGCUUGCAAGAAAUUUGUUACAAAGGAUAGCCGAGGAUGUGUAUCUAGUUGAAGUGAUAGACACUGUGAAUGAGUAUUCUCAAGAAUUAGAUCGUGAUUUAUCUUUCAGUUCACUGAACUCAAGUUCUAUAGGUCUUUCCCAAGCUUCAAUAACUUCUACUUUUACAGAACUAUCAGAAAUUUCACCGUAUCCUAAUAAUAGAGUUCAGUUGGCAGGUUUUCUGGAUUCCGGCAGUAGUGUGACGAAUACAAUGCAAGAAUUGGCAGAUAAACAUACCGGAUCUUUCAAGAGAGAAUUACAGAGGCAAAUGUUCUUUAAAAAGAAAUGUGAGAUGAAUGUUGUUGGGGAUCAAGAAACGCUAUCAGAUGUGCUAUACCAUGAAAAUAUUCCUAAUAGGGGUGAAAGAAAUGGGAUAUGCGAUUAUGUGAAACAAAAGCUAAUGUCAGCGGGUUAUUAA
Saccharomycopsis crataegensis is the source of this 1401-nucleotide messenger RNA. RefSeq names its product DNA topoisomerase (ATP-hydrolyzing) (gene SPO11). NCBI's taxonomy places the organism in Eukaryota, Fungi, Ascomycota, Saccharomycetes, Ascoideales, Saccharomycopsidaceae. Gene Ontology annotation, molecular function: DNA topoisomerase type II (double strand cut, ATP-hydrolyzing) activity; ATP binding; DNA binding. The transcript has 5 exons. Gene Ontology annotation, cellular component: nuclear chromosome. Bases 1 to 1401 code for a protein of 466 amino acids. The record is from RefSeq and is a predicted model, not a curated record. Gene Ontology annotation, biological process: meiotic DNA double-strand break processing; meiotic DNA double-strand break formation; reciprocal meiotic recombination.